Messenger RNA from Fonsecaea nubica, 1671 nucleotides. RefSeq lists its product as hypothetical. The record is from RefSeq and is a predicted model, not a curated record. Lineage: Eukaryota; Fungi; Ascomycota; Eurotiomycetes; Chaetothyriales; Herpotrichiellaceae. Gene Ontology annotation, molecular function: protein binding. The transcript has 5 exons. Bases 1 to 1671 code for a protein of 556 amino acids.
AUGUCGCUCAAGCAGGAAAUAGAGACUUGGGUCGAAGCGCUUGGGCACUAUGACAAUCAAGAAUUUGAGGAAGCCUUGAGAAUUUUCGAUGCAAUUGCCGAUACCUCCAAGAUUCUGUUCAACUGCGGUGUCAUCCACGCAACCAUCGGCGAGCAUGAAAGAGCAGUGGAGUGUUAUCAACGCGCAAUCAAGCUCGACCAGUACCUCGCAGUGGCAUACUUCCAACAGGGUGUCUCGAACUUUCUGGUUGGGGACUUUGAAGAAGCAUUGGCAAAUUUCAACGACACCCUGCUCUAUUUGAGAGGCAAUACCUACAUCGACUAUGAGCAGCUAGGGUUGAAGUUCAAGCUUUAUUCGUGCGAAGUUCUCUUCAAUCGUGGUCUGUGCUAUAUGUAUCUUCAGCAAGAGCAGGCCGGGCUUCAAGACUUCAGCUUCGCUCAAAAGGAGAAGAUGACUCCCGACCACGAUGUGAUCGACGAUGCUAUCAAGGAUAUGGCACAGGGUUAUGUUGUGUUCAGCAUGCCAAACGAGGCCAAAGUCAAGAAUCUCAAAGCAAAGGACUACCUGGGCAAGGCCCGGUUGAUAGCUACAUCGAACAGCGAGAAUACCGGUACUGGAUUCCAGGGAGUGGAAAGAAAACAAGCGGUGGCUGCUGAGGUUGCGGCCAAAGAUGACCGUCCCCCGGAGAACAUCAGUUAUGCCGCAACAAACCUCGUGCAGCGCAACUUGUCCAGCAGAGUGGUCCGAGACCAGAGCGCCCCUCCUGUCAUGAAUCGAAAUGUCUUCCCGCCAACACCACCACCGGAGAACGAGAAGCCCAGGCUCAGUGGAGGCGGUUCUUCUACGUUGCCUCUUCGGACCACCUCUAUGCGUCAACCCCGCAAUAUGUAUAACAGACCAGACAUGGAGGCACCCAGACCUGGUAUGCUGAGCCGUGCUGCAACAUUUGAUAGCAACCCCAACCAAGGCCCUGGCAUGGGCAGGAUGAUGCCACCCCCACGCGAGAACUCUUGGCCAGAAGAGCCUUCCAUGAUGGAGCGACCACUGAUGGAGCGACCCCAGAUGGAAAGGUCGCGCUAUGGCACCCAAAGGACUGCUUCCGAGCCUCGAGGUCCCUCUGUGCGGCGGCAGAUGCUCGACCGCUCAGCCUCGCAAAGGGCCCCAGCACCACUGUUCCGAGAGACUACAGCAUCAUCCCGCUACGAAGAACCCACCGACGCGGUGGACGAUGUCUAUCGCAUGUAUUCCAGCCCCCGGAGGCGCCAGCGACGGCAGGACCAAGACUUAUACCUGAACGAAGAAGACGAAUAUAUAGACGAAGAAGAAAUGAGUGCUGAAGACAUGAGCGGUUUCGAACCCGUCCGGCGCGCCGUGUCUCGAUCUGGACGCGGCAGCAAAAGGCCCGAGAUGCGCAAGAUUCGUGUCAAAUGUCACUUUAACGACGAUACGAGAUAUCUAAUGAUUGGCGCCGUGAUAGAUUUUGGCGACCUCGAGAGCAAAAUACGUGAAAAGUUUGGGAUCAAGGAUCAGUUGAAGAUCAAGAUGCAAGAUGAUGGCGACAUGAUCACCAUGGGUGAUCAGGAUGACCUGGAGAUGUUGUUGACGAGUGUGCGCAACCAAGCCAAGAAAGAGAGGAGUGAAAUGGGCAAGAUGGAGGUUUGGAUCUCGUGA